Messenger RNA from Drosophila innubila, 1497 nucleotides. RefSeq names its product thymus-specific serine protease. The transcript has 5 exons. Gene Ontology annotation, molecular function: serine-type exopeptidase activity; dipeptidyl-peptidase activity. The record is from RefSeq and is a predicted model, not a curated record. The coding region runs from base 1 to 1440 and encodes 479 amino acids. Gene Ontology annotation, biological process: proteolysis. NCBI's taxonomy places the organism in Eukaryota, Metazoa, Arthropoda, Insecta, Diptera, Drosophilidae.
AUGCUGGUUCUAAAGUUGGUCAGCCUAGCGCUGGUUUUGGCCGUGGCCAAUCAAGCAAAUGGUCUAAAGUGGCAGAAAGAUGUGCCCAUUUUGGUGAAAACUUUAAAAGAUCUGCAACGUGGUCCGCCCAAGCAGACGUUGAAGCAUCGAGCAACAUACGCUGCAAAAUGGAUUACACAGCCCCUCGAUCACUUCGAUGAGAGCAAUAAAGCUACCUACAAAAUGCGUUAUUUGGUCAACGAUGAAUUUCAAACGGAAGGCAGUCCAAUUUUCAUAUUUUUGGGUGGCGAAUGGGAGGCACAGCCAAGCAUGAUUAGCGCAGGUCAUUGGUAUGAUAUGGCCAAGGAGCACAAGGGUCUAUUGAUCUACACUGAGCAUCGUUACUACGGAGAGAGCGUACCCACUGACACAAUGUCUACGGAGAAUUUGAAGUAUUUGCAUGUCAAGCAGGCGCUGGCAGAUGUAGCCAACUUUAUUAAGACCUACAAGUCGGAGAAUUCCCAGUUGACCAACUCAAAGGUGUUGCUUUCUGGCGGUUCCUAUUCAGCCACAAUGGUUGUGUGGUUCAAGCGUCUCUAUCCCGAUUUGGUUGAUGGUGGUUGGGCGUCCAGUGCCCCACUGUUGGCCAAGGUUGACUUCAGCGAGUACAAGGAGGUGGUUGGACGAGCUUUUAAGGAAUUGGGUGGCCAAAAGUGCUACGAUCACAUACAGAAGGGUAUAAGCGAUUUGGAGCAGAUGUUUGCCUCUAAUCGUGUUGCCGAGGCACGAGCAAUGCUGCGUCUUUGCAACAAUUUUGAUCACAAUAACGAUCUCGAUAUGUGGAGCUUGUUUGGCGGCAUUUCCAACAUUUUUUCGGGCGUGGCGCAGUAUCAAUCUUCUGGCGAAAUUCCGUAUUAUUGCGACUUUCUGUUGAGUUUUGAUGAUGCUGCCAGUGCCAUUGCCAAUUUUGCAUAUUGGGCGUGGGAAAAUCCAACCUGUAUCGAUGCACGCUAUGAAAGCACUGUCGAUUAUUAUCUUUGGGGCAUUGACAACUUUGACGCGUCUCGACCUUGGUAUUAUCAGACCUGUAACGAGUUCGGCUGGUAUCAGUCAUCAAAUUCGAGGAAUCAACCAUUCGGUAGCACGUUUCCAGCCACGCUCUACAUUGAACUCUGCAAAGAUGUCUUCAGCUCUAAGUACGCCAAUUCACUGAUUGCCAGCAAUGUGGCCCAGACCAAUGAGGAUUUUGGUGGCAUGAAUCCUGAGGUCGAGAAUGUCUACAUGACCCAUGGAGGUCUAGAUCCUUGGAAUCCCAUUGGUCAUGGCGUUGCCGAGGGUGCCACUGUCAUUUCAGGUGCCUCUCACUGUGCUGAUUUCGGUUCCAUCAGCUCCACGGACAGUCAGGAAAUGCGUGCCUCCAAGGAACGUAUUGCUGAAUUAGUUCGCAAAUGGUUGGCCUAAAUUUAGUCAUCCAUUGUUAAAUAACUUUUAGUACUGAUAAACAAAAUAAAGAUUAUU